Molecule: messenger RNA, 1588 nt
Organism: Haliotis rubra (blacklip abalone)
Lineage: Eukaryota; Metazoa; Mollusca; Gastropoda; Lepetellida; Haliotidae
Product: tryptophan--tRNA ligase, cytoplasmic-like
Exons: 8
Coding region: 100-1329 (409 amino acids)
Biological process (GO): tryptophanyl-tRNA aminoacylation
Cellular component (GO): cytoplasm
Molecular function (GO): tryptophan-tRNA ligase activity; ATP binding
Source: RefSeq, a predicted model, not a curated record
UGCACGGUGGCGUGGGUACAUUGCGUCAGACGCUGUUGUAGGGACAACUUGUCAGUCCGUAUAUAUACACAGGUCGACAACGUUGAAGUGAGAAUCGUCAUGGCUGACGCUAAAGACCCCAAAGUCCUGGAGGAUGAGGUCACCCCCUGGACUGUCCAGAGCGUGUCCCAGAAAGGCGUGGACUACGACAAACUGAUAGAUAAAUUUGGCAGUGUAAGAAUAACGGAGGACCUCAUCAAGAGAAUCGAACGUGUGACAGGGAAGAAACCACAUCGUUUCCUCACAAGAGAAAUAUUCUUCUCGCACCGAGAGCUGGGGCAGGUCCUGGACAUGUAUGAGAAGAAGCAGCCCUUCUACCUGUACACCGGCCGCGGACCUUCAUCAGAGGCCAUGCACCUGGGACACCUUAUACCCUUCAUCUUCACGAAAUGGCUGCAGGAUACGUUCGACGUUCCGUUGGUGAUCCAGAUGACAGAUGACGAGAAGUUCCUGUGGAGGGACCUGGAACUGGAGGAGGCACACCGCCUCGCGCAUGAGAACGCCAAAGACAUCAUCGCUUGUGGUUUUGACCUUGACAAGACUUUCAUCUUCAGCGAUUUUGAAUAUGUUGGAGGCUCCAUUGAGUUCUACAAGAAUGUUUGUCGUGUUGAGAAGCUGGUGACGGUCAAUCAAGCCAAGGGAAUAUUCGGCUUCACCGACAGUGACUGUAUCGGCCAAAUCAGUUUCCCGGCCAUCCAAGCAGCACCUAGCUUCAGUUCCUCAUUCCCACAGAUCUUCAACGGGAGGAGUGACGUGCCCUGCCUCAUACCCUGUGCCAUAGAUCAGGACCCGUAUUUCCGGAUGACACGUGACGCAGCGCCCCGGAUGAAAUGCCACAAACCAGCCCUAGUUCACUCCGUGUUCUUUCCUGCUCUGAAGGGGGCCAAAGGGAAGAUGAGCUCCAGCGACCCUACAUCAUCAAUCUUCCUCACUGACUCGAAAAAGGAGGUAGCUGACAAGAUUAACAAGUACGCAUUUUCAGGCGGGCAAGACACGAAAGAGGAUCAGGAGAAACAUGGCGGUGACUGUUCCAUUGAUGUGUCCUACCAGUAUCUCAGAUUCUUCCUGGAUGAUGAUGCCAAGCUCAAAGACAUCGAAGAGCGGUACACCCGUGGACAGAUGAUGACGGGAGAGCUGAAGCAAGAGCUCAUCAAAGUCCUUCAGGCCCUGGUUUCCGGUCAUCAAGAGCGGCGUGCGCAGAUCUCCGACGCCACGGUUGACUACUACAUGACACCCCGGAAACUCAAGUACAACUACACCGACCCCUCUAAGCCUCUGGGCACUUGCUGAGGGGAAUAGCUGAGGCAAAUUGUGGGUUGACAGGAAUCUGUUACCAUAUAUCGAAUACAUGUAUUGUGAUUUUGUAUAUCACAUGUCAUAAUGACCGUUCUUUAUCUUUCUAAGCUGAUGUUUGUCUUGUAGCAAUCUAGACGUGGAAAUGAAAUGUUUUUUUCUUUAAGUAAGACGAUGGUAGAAGAAGAACUAUGUUUAAUGUAGCACAUAGUAAACAUGUAAAACAGGUUCAAGAAAUAUUUGAACAAACUGGAAU